AAAAGAGUAUGACAAAGUAAAGCUUUUGAUACAGCAGAAGCAGUGAGCCACACAAGCUGCUUCUUCUUCUGCUCCACCGUGUCCUCCUCUCUCCCUCUUCUUCUUCUUCUCUUCAUUCUCCAUUUUGCUUCUUCUUCUUCUUCUUCUCUCUCUUUCUCUCUCUGACACCAACAAUGGCGAGACUUACCUUGAGACCACACAAUCACCUCUUCACCUCCUCCUCCUCUCCUAUCCACGCACAUAAUCAACCUUUCCUCUCCCUCUACACCAUCUUCCCCCACCGUAAUUACCACAAUCCUCUUCUUAAAUCAAGGGUUAAGUGCUCCGCCAGUGGUACUGAACGAGUCAGAGAGAGCAAGAAGCUUCCUCCUAAGAACCCUAUCGAAGACCCUAAACCUCAGCUUACGGUUCCGAGUUCCGAUUCCGAAAUUUUGAGUACGGAAACGGGCUUGGAACAGAAUUGGCCUCCAUGGAAAAACGUACCUCAGAGAUAUAAGCUUAUCGGCGCUACUUCCCUCGCCUUUGUUAUCUGCAAUAUGGACAAGGUGAACUUGAGUAUUGCUAUAAUACCAAUGUCACACCAGUUUGGGUGGAGCUCGUCUGUGGCCGGCCUGGUCCAGUCAUCUUUCUUUUGGGGUUAUGCCUUGAGUCAGUUGCCUGGAGGCUGGCUUUCCAAGAUUUUUGGGGGCAGAAAAGUACUUGAGAUUGGUGUAUUUACAUGGUCCUUUGCUACAGCUCUUGUUCCGCUGCUUGCUGGAUUCAUGCCUGGUUUAAUCUUUUCUCGGAUUUUGGUGGGAAUAGGAGAAGGUGUAUCCCCAUCAGCUGCGACAGACCUUAUUGCCAGGACGAUACCUGUUAAGGAGCGCUCAAGGGCAGUAGGCUUUGUUUUCGGAGGACUGAGUUUGGGAAGUGUUUUGGGGCUUCUCUUGGCUCCUCCCAUUAUCGAAACCUUCAAUUGGGAAUCUGUCUUUUACUUGUUUGGUCUCCUUGGUGUUGGCUGGUUCGUCGGGUUUCAGUUUCUUAAUAAAGAAGAAGUUUCAUAUGAAGGUAAUGAGAUCUCUACUUCGCAUAAAUCAGAAAACACUACACAGGAAGAGAUGGGGAACUCAUUGAAGGAGAUUCCAUGGAAGUCGUUUUUCCAAAGCUCAGCUGUUUGGGCGAUGAUAUACACUCACUUUUGUGGAAGUUGGGGUCACUACACCUGUUUAUCUUGGCUACCUACUUAUUUCAGUGAGGCACUGGAUCUAAAUUUGACAGAAGCUGCUUGGGUUUCCAUCCUUCCUCCACUAGCUUCGAUUGUCGUGACAAGUCUUGCUUCACAAUUUGCUGACUACUUAAUAACAAAUGGAGUUGAGACUACCACGGUCCGAAAGAUUUGUCAAACUAUUGCGUUUGUGUCACCAGCGAUAUGCAUGACACUUUCAUCUGUGGACAUUGGAUUGCCACCAUGGGAAAUUGUAGGAAUCUUGACAGCAGGCUUGGCCCUAUCAAGUUUUGCUUUAUCAGGACUUUAUUGUACUCAUCAGGAUAUCUCACCCGAAUAUGCAAGCAUACUUCUGGGUCUUACCAACACAGUGGGGGCAGUACCUGGAAUUGUAGGUGUGGCCUUAACUGGCUUUCUCCUGGACUCGACCCAUUCUUGGACUAUGUCUCUAUUCGUGCCAUCAAUAUUCUUCUAUGUAACGGGGACUAUUGUAUGGUUGGCAUUUGCUAGCAGUGAGCCUCAGACGUUCACUAAGGAAGAUUCAUAGGUUUUGUUUUUCAACUUUUUUUUUUUGGGAAAAGAAAAAGACAUGUAGACUUUUAUUAUUGUAUAGGUAAAAGGAAUGGUAAAUUUUGGCAAAAACGAAAAGAGCAGUGGUAAUUUUGUUCACUGCCUUAUCCUGGUUUUUGCAUAGUUGCAAAUGAAUUGAAAAACCCAAAGUGUUAAUGGUAAAGCGUGUGCAUCUGUCUCGA
This is a messenger RNA of Camelina sativa (false flax), 1956 nucleotides long. RefSeq names its product putative anion transporter 6, chloroplastic. Gene Ontology annotation, molecular function: transmembrane transporter activity. Lineage: Eukaryota; Viridiplantae; Streptophyta; Magnoliopsida; Brassicales; Brassicaceae. Gene Ontology annotation, biological process: transmembrane transport. The record is from RefSeq and is a predicted model, not a curated record.